UUCAGCGUAUUUAUUGUGAAAUGUUUACAUUUCAUUCAUUUAGUGUAUUUAUGCCGCCGAAAGAGAGAUAUUUUGGCAUAAUCAAAGUGAAUUUCAACCGAACUGUGAGUCAAGUGGUAUUUAUCAAACCAAAACAAUGACAGAAACUAAAACAGAAUCAGUUUUAGAUAACAAUAGUAAAGAAGCAGGCGCAACUGUGGCUUUCUUAACAUCAGAUGUCAAAGUAUUGUCUAUCGAAAAUCAGAUGGAAUACUUCGACACAAAAAAACCUACAAUCAAAUUUGACAAACAAAUCUUUAUGGAGGACAGCAGAAAGCAUUUUGGCCAACUGCUAAUGGGAAAUCGAGCGCCCUUUAUGCCCAAAGAACGCUUUAUGACGGAUUUGUUUGAUAUGAAUACAAUUGAGAAAGAUAAUCAACCCAGACAAUAUCAAUUUGAUUGUUAUCCCUGUGCUUCCCCGGGUAGUUCCAUGGAUAGUACAUUUGGCCAGACAUUUUACGCUAAGGCAGUAAUGCACGAAUUGAGAAAGAGACUGAAAAACCACAAAUGGGUUUCAAAUAAUGUAUUGGAAUACCCAAAGAACAUCAUUGGUCGUUCAUACUACCGCUAUGAAGAAGACUACUACGUUCAGAAUAUCGUCCAUGACAUCCUCCAGGAACAGAAACUAAAAGUUUUUCAGUUUUUGCUUUAUUUACACAGAGAAUAUGUAAACGAAAGACCAAAUUCUAAGAAAUCUUAA
This is a messenger RNA of Drosophila hydei, 739 nucleotides long. RefSeq lists its product as uncharacterized. Bases 137 to 739 code for a protein of 200 amino acids. NCBI's taxonomy places the organism in Eukaryota, Metazoa, Arthropoda, Insecta, Diptera, Drosophilidae. The transcript has 2 exons. The record is from RefSeq and is a predicted model, not a curated record.